AUGGAGGUUAUGGAGGUCGUUGAUCUGACAGCGGACGCUGUAGAGGAUGACUAUGAAGAUGUUGGAUUUGAAACCAGCACACCAUCUGGGAAUGCUAUGGAAACAAGUUCAUUCGAAGGUCAAGCCGAUGACAGCGCUAUGAAUAUUGAGACAUUACUUGGAGAUCUCGAGCAAGAAGAUUCAGAUUCAGUGACUUCAGGUGGCGCGCCAGAGGAGGCACCAGAGGAGGCGCCCGAAAGGCAGCCAGAGAGUUCUGAAGCCGAUUCGGAUAGUUUCAAGCAGAGUCAUUCUGAUGAGGAGUUUAACCAAGAAGUCGAUGAGUUCAUUUGUUUUGACGAUGGCGACCCCAACAAUGAUUCCGACUCUGAUGAGGAGUUGGACUGGCAAGGUGAUUGCGUACAAUCAUGCCAACCGAAAUAUGAGAAAAUACAUGAAAAAUCGCAAAUUCGAAAGUUCAGAAUUGGAGAGUCGAGGCAGUUGGUGGCAGGGUUUCGUGCAAAGAUUACUAGGAUGAAGGCAAAGAUUGCUGGGUUGAAAACCCAAAAUCGGCGGCUUAGGGCUGACCUUGCUGCUGCAAGGAGCAGCGCAUCGGGACCUCCGAGACGAACAAAAGCCAUGUGGCCAGAGUACCUUAAGCACUUCCUUCGAGGCCAAAGGACUCGUCUCCCACCUGGAAUACGAUGUUAUAGUGACAUCUACAAGCUAAGUUGUCGCGAAUUAAACAUACCGCCGCACCCAAACCGGGUUCUACCAGGCCUCGUCCUGAGGGAGAAGGAUGAUGACGAAGAUGGUGCUAUUGAAUCCAUAGCGGUUACUGGGGUAUUCAACUUCAACCAGCUGCCGCCCAUCGCGCAAUUUCGUGUCCUUCAAAUGCUUCUAUGCUUUUAUGGAAAGAAGGUUCAUGUUUUGACUAGGCUUGAUCCAUAUCAUGUGCCUUCUCUGUCGUCUGGUGUGCUGGGCAAUGACCCAGAACGCCCACAGCCUCUUCGUCGAUUUCACAUUGGGGACUCACCUGUGAGUUUAACAUAUGCCACGUUACCGAAUGAUUUACUAGCACCAUUAGUAGUGUGCAAAAAGUGGUUAUUCUGGGGCGCGCAUUUGUUUUAUGGCGAGAACACUUUUGCAUUCUCCUCGCUGGGCGAAUAG
This is a messenger RNA of Metarhizium brunneum ARSEF 3297, 1146 nucleotides long. The record is from RefSeq and is a predicted model, not a curated record. NCBI's taxonomy places the organism in Eukaryota, Fungi, Ascomycota, Sordariomycetes, Hypocreales, Clavicipitaceae.